Tricharina praecox is the source of this 3409-nucleotide messenger RNA. RefSeq names its product fungal-specific transcription factor domain-containing protein. The record is from RefSeq and is a predicted model, not a curated record. The transcript is spliced from 6 exons. The coding region runs from base 389 to 3409 and encodes 1006 amino acids. NCBI's taxonomy places the organism in Eukaryota, Fungi, Ascomycota, Pezizomycetes, Pezizales, Pyronemataceae. Gene Ontology annotation, molecular function: DNA-binding transcription factor activity, RNA polymerase II-specific; zinc ion binding; DNA binding. Gene Ontology annotation, biological process: regulation of DNA-templated transcription; DNA-templated transcription.
ACACACAGCCAAGAGAAAAAAAAAUAAUGUAAACUGCGACUGCGACUCCCUCGGUCAGAACUCGACUCAACAUCCUCCUCGCACGACCACCCCCCGCCUCCCUCGGAAACUCAAUCUCCCGCUGCCGCAUUUUCUCACCUACCCUCCUCCGAUCUUACCACCUAUUCACUACACCUCGCCUUGCCGUCCUCCAUCCAUCAUACUGUUUCCCUCCCUCCCCAAGGCUCCAGGAACCUCAAUACGCAUCGCGGAUCCAGGAAAUUCACGAACCGUUAACUACCUACGAACCGGCGUUGCCCAAUAUCCAUACACCCCCUUCGACAUUGGCUUCGGCGGUUGUCUCGCCCCCUUAUCCCGCCUAGAUCGGCCGGGACAUCUACCUUAACCAAUGAGUGGCGAUCACCCGUUGGAAAGCCUGGCGCAUCAACACCACCACCACCAACAGCAGCAACAACAUCAGCAACAACAGCAACACCAGCAGCAACACCAGCAGCAGCAACAACAUCAACAAUUCCCCCAGAUCGACCCAAGAAUCCAUUUCACCCCCUUACAGGCCCGAGGAGAAUCCCCAUCACUACGGUUAGGUGAUGGUGGAGGUGGAGGUGGUGGUGGUGACGGAGGUGGUGGUGGUGGAGAUGGAGGUGGUGGCGGCAUGAAUGAUGUUCGAGCCGGCUCAGCCCUGAAGAGGAGCCAAUCCCCGGCCAAUGCGGACGCCCUGAUACUGCUGCCGGGGGUGGCACAGACGCGCAAGCCGGUUGGCUCUCGGAGGCCGUUCCAGCGGCGACGGAGGAGUAGAGCCUGUGAUGCUUGCAGAGCUCGGAAGACCAAGUGUGAUACGCCCGACGAAGGUCCUUGCUCGGCUUGCACGCUGGCCAGUCUGGUUUGCAAAUUCUCGGAAGGGGGUGAAGAUCGGAGACGAGCUGGGCCUGCGAGGCGAAUACGGACGCUAGAAGCUCAAGUCCAGGAUCUUACAAAGAAACUCCAAGAUGCGGAAGCUAUGCUCGGCGGUUCGGGUGCAACACUUUCACAUAUAGCACUCCAGAGGCCAUUAGAGAAGCGUUCGCCGUCGUCGAGUCCCCAGUUCAGCUCUUCGUCGGUAGCAGGCUCCACCGCAGGCAAUGGACUGCAUCCAGACCCCAAUUCUGAACAUAUGCACAACGAAUGGUGGAGGCAAUCCAGUGAUUCGGGCGUUCCGGCUACAGCCGACCGCUAUCGUGGAGGAAUGCAAUUUAAUUCACAAGGUCGGAAUCCUCUUCCGAUCAACAACCCCCACGAGGGGGAAGUGAUGCCACGUUCGUCUCGGGGCGUGUUCGAUUCCAAUCCGCAGUUCAUCUCAUCAUACAAGACAUAUCUGCGAGACCUCGGUUAUCCUAAUACCGACUAUGCCUCACCACAAUCUCAUGGCUCCCAGUCUGCACCGCGGGUACCGUUGCUGUCUGAGUAUCCAUCGAUUGCGAGUGCCACACUACCGCUGGACCUCCGUGUAUUGAUGCCGCCGAAACCCAUCGCUGACCGGCUAUGUGAGGUAUUCCGCCGGACCAUCCAGAACUAUACCCCGCUCUUCGUCUGGCCUUUGUUUCGGGAGGAGAAGUAUGAGCGUGCAUACACGGAGCCAAUGUGGGAGGAAGACAGCGGCAUCGUGAAGGGUAUCUUUUGUAUUGUACAGAUGAUGCUUGCGGUGGCGAGCCAGAUGGCAGAAGACACGGAGGAGCUUAUGGAGGUGUCGGGACGGGGGGAUACACAGGAACGAACCGGCUGGAAGUUCUUUCAUUUGGCGAGAAAGUAUGCGGACCUGAACAGUCCUACCUAUACGGCAGAUGACGCAAUGUUUCUUCUGUUGAUGUCGAUGUAUUUGGACAAUGCAUCCCUCCCUUCGCCUUGCUGGAUGAUAACUGGAUCGAUGGCACGGGUAUGCCAAGACGUUGUGCUGGAUCGGAUCCCCCAGCCAAAUAAUCUGUAUACAGAGCAGCAACUCGAGUCCCGCCGACGCCUGUUCUGGGCCGCAUACAUCCAGGAACGGAAAGCCUGCCUCAAGAAGUCCCGGGGCAUGGUUCUCCACGACUCUGAUAUCGAAAUCCCUCUCCCUAAAGCUCUGGAUGAUGAAGACAAGAUUGCUUCGUGCACGGUCGACCCGGACGAUAAAGAGACCUUCUGCUCCUCUCACAAUAUGGAGGAUUCCCUGCAGGUGAUGAUUGCACAGAUUCACGUCAGCAAUCUCUGCAGCACGCUCAUCAAUCUUACUCUCCACGACAACGGCGAAAUGCGCGAUCAGCACCGGGUGCAGGAUUUGGAUGAGAAGCUCAAGAGGGCCUGGGAGCGUUUUCCUCCGCACAUGACCAAUCUUCAGAAUUUUGCGCCGCUCGAGAUUGGAGCCCUACGACCCCUCUUCUUCCUCCAAUACUGUCGUCUCCUCCUGUAUCGAUACUUCACCGAGCCAGAGCUGAACCCAGACUUCCGAAGCUUCUGUCUAGCGCAAUCCCUGCAGGUAUCGAAGAUCACAUCACAUCUGCUCUUCCGAGCCACGCGGCAUGAAGGAUUCGACAAGUAUUUCGGUCUUCGUACCGAGGAACUGGUGUAUCUGCAGACAUUCCGGGCAGCGGUGAUCCUACUGUUGGGACACUGCUCGCAUGAACCCUCACUACGCUGCGUUUUGCGGGACGAGGUCGAAGUCUGCAAGCGGGCCCUUCGAUCCAUCGCUACAUGUCACACCCUUGGCCGAAAAUUGCUAGACGUAUUCGAGGGCUUCGCGAGGACAUUCGGAUACGAGAGUAAUCCGAUGCAGCUCCCGCCACCUCAGCCUGGAGCCCUUCCUCCUCCACAUUCCGAAAAUACGCCUCCUGCUCCUCCGCCGGUGGUGAUCAAGCAGGAGAACUCACAACUCACGCCCACCUCCGUGCCGCAACAGCAGCAGCAGCUGGAUUUCCCGCAAUGGGAAUUUCAGGCGCCCAGCUACUCUCACGCAGCGAACACGCCCACCACCACGGCCCCACGGACAGGAGCGGGGGGACAGCAACAGAAUAUCUUUGGGACACAGUACGCGCCAGCUGAAUGGGCGGAUCCGACAAGUUCUUCGAUCCACGCGUCGGCCAGCGACUUCCGUUUCCCGAGCUUUGGCGAGCUAGGAGGACAUGACAUACCGCCGCUAGGGGCCGGGCCCAGGGAACGUACCGAGAGCAUUGGGGAUCUCAGGGUUGAUUGGGAUGCGAUGCAGCAGGCUCUGCACUUUGGGGAUGCAACGACUACUACUACUGGCGGCGGCAGUGCGAGCGGUAGUGGUGGCGGCUCGGGUGCUGGAAGUGGAGUUGCUGGUGCUGCUGGUGCUGGAGCGGGUGCAGGUGCUGGUGCUGCUGGUCCCCCUGGCGCUGGUGGCGGCGCCACCACUGCGACAGAGGGGUUUUGGAAUGUUUAG